Penicillium atrosanguineum is the source of this 891-nucleotide messenger RNA. RefSeq names its product SDR family NAD(P)-dependent oxidoreductase. The record is from RefSeq and is a predicted model, not a curated record. NCBI's taxonomy places the organism in Eukaryota, Fungi, Ascomycota, Eurotiomycetes, Eurotiales, Aspergillaceae. Bases 1 to 891 code for a protein of 296 amino acids. The transcript is spliced from 2 exons. Gene Ontology annotation, molecular function: oxidoreductase activity.
AUGGAGGCAAAGCAGAGCAACCAGAACUUCAAAUUGGAGAACCUGUUCAAUGUGAAGGGCAAAGUGGCCCUCAUCACCGGCGGCGGCUCCGGAAUCGGCCUCAUGGCCGCCCAAGCCCUCGCAGUAAAUGGCGCAAAAGUCUACAUAACUGGCCGCACUUCCGAAAAGCUCUCCACAGUAACAGACCUCUACAAUAAAGGCAUCCCCGGCGAAAUCAUCCCCAUCACAGCCGACAUUACAGACAAGGAUUCAAUCGACAAGCUAGUCCAAACAAUUUCCGAGCGCGAAAAAUACCUCUCAAUCCUAAUCAACAACGCCGGAAUCUCCAGCCACCCCCAAAACACCGAACAUGAAGAUCCACAGGAACUUCGCAAGUCCCUUUUCGAAGAAGCAGCCGCUAAUGUCGAAGAAUGGGACUCUGUCUUCCGAACAAACACAUCUCAGCUCUUUUUCAUGACAACCGCUUUCCUGCCCCUGCUUUCGCGGGGCUCGGAGGUUGAACAUGGUUGGUCGAGCACUGUGAUCAAUAUUACGUCCAUAUCGGGCAUCGUCAAAGUUUCGCAACACCAUUUCGCGUACAAUGCCUCUAAGGCAGCGGCUAUUCAUUUGACCAAGAUGCUGGCGCACGAGACUAUGACUUCUAACCUGAAGAUUCGGGUUAAUAACAUUGCGCCGGGAGUUUUCCCUAGUGAGAUGACUACUAGUGAAAGUGAUGAGAAGCAGAAGAGUGCUAUUCCGAAAGAAAAGUAUGAAGAGAAGGUGCCGGCGGCAAGGGCCGGAAAAGAGGAAGAUAUGGGAAGUGCGGUGCUCUUUGCCGCGACGAAUCAGUAUUUGAAUGGGCAGACUGUUGUUGUCGAUGGAGGGUAUGUGUUGGCUGCGGGGACUGUCUAG